Molecule: messenger RNA, 1161 nt
Organism: Emiliania huxleyi CCMP1516
Lineage: Eukaryota; Haptophyta; Isochrysidales; Noelaerhabdaceae
Exons: 1
Coding region: 1-1161 (386 amino acids)
Molecular function (GO): hydrolase activity
Source: RefSeq, a predicted model, not a curated record
AUGCUCCGCCUCCUCCUCGCCUCGGAUGUGCACGACGACACCUCAGCCAUCGAGGCGCUGCGAGCCUGGCUCUCCAGCCACGACCUCCUCGGCAAGCUCGACGCCGUGCUCUGCCCUGGGGACCUGACGACCGCCCCGGCCGCCUCGCUCGACGCGCAGGAAGAGGCGCGGUACGAGGCGGCGGCCCAGCGGGUGCUCGACGGUCUCGGCAGCUUGGCGCCGCGGCUCGUCUUCUCUCCCGGGAACCACGACCCGCCGCGCUUCUUCAGCGGCUUCGGCGGCGGCAACAGCUCGGCAUCAACCAGCAACGCGCACGCGCGCUCACUCUCGUUGGCGCCCGGGCUGUGGCUUGCCGGCUGGGGCGGAAGUGCCACCGCCACCGAGGAAGGCGUCCCUGUCUGGCCGGGCUGGCCGCUGAGCGAGGACGAGAACGCUGCGGGGUACGCGCAGCUGCAGCGGGCGCUGCGGGGCGGAGGGUCGGCAGGGGCCUCCUUUGACGGCCCGGGGCCAGGCGACUCGCUGCUGCUGCUGCCCCACUGCGGUCCUGCAGGCGCCGGGACGACGGUCGUCACCGCGGCCGACCCAAACAACCCCUCCUCGCCGGGCAUGCGGCGCGCCCCCAUCCUCUCUGGCUCGCACCACCUCUCGGCGCUGCUGGACUCGCGCCUGCUGCAGAGGCAGUGCGUGGCGGUGGUGCACGGCCACACGCAUGCCGGUGUCGGCCUCUCAAGUCUCGGCCGCGUUCCGGUGAUCAACCCUGGCAGCCUGCGCUUCGGACGCCGGUUCGGCCUCCUCACCCUCCGCCGCGAGCCGGACCAGUGGCAGCUCGAGUCUCUCCACUUCCACGCGCUAGACGGCGUCUCGCCCUCCCACGGCUCCUCCGCCCCGACAGCGGCGAGCCUCGCCCUCUCGCCCCCCGUGGCCGACGCCGCGGCUGCGUGCGGCGAGUGGCGGCCAUGGCUCCUGGCCGGCGGGGCGCUCUGCCUCGCCGCGCCCUUGGCCCUCUCCCGGCUGGCCUCGCUGCUCGCGAGGCUCUCUGCCGGCGCCACGGGCUACUCUGGGGUGCGCGCAGGCAACCACGUGUUUUACGACCCGGGGGGCAGUGAGACAGAGAGACGGUCUGGUGAGCGGCCACUCGUGUAUAGUCCAAGUCGAGCGUAG